Molecule: messenger RNA, 920 nt
Organism: Phragmites australis (common reed)
Lineage: Eukaryota; Viridiplantae; Streptophyta; Magnoliopsida; Poales; Poaceae
Product: low molecular mass early light-inducible protein HV90, chloroplastic-like
Exons: 2
Coding region: 124-654 (176 amino acids)
Source: RefSeq, a predicted model, not a curated record
CACCUCACUCGCAAGAACACAGCAGGCAGCAGCAGGUCGAUCAGCAGCCAGCACAGCGAAGCAGGCCACCUCCUGUUCCUUCUACGUACAACUCGAUCUCUAUCUACUUCACCCCUGCACACAAUGGCGACCACGGUGAUGUCCUCCAUGAGCUCUCUUGCCUUCGCCACCGGCGUGCGUGCCGGCCGCUUCCCCGCCCGGCUUCCGGCGGCCGGGCUCGCGCCGCGCCGUCGCGCCCUGGUCGUCAGGGCCCAGAGCGAGCCGGAAAAGAAUCCAGCGGAGGAGAAGCCGAAGGCAAAGGCGAGCCCCGGGCUCUGGGACGCGCUGGCGUUCAGCGGCCCUGCCCCCGAGCGGAUCAACGGGCGCCUCGCCAUGGUCGGCUUCGUGUCCGCGCUCGCCGUCGAGGCAUCGCGCGGGGACGGCCUCCUCUCUCAGGCCGGCAGCGGCUCCGGGCUGACGUGGUUCGCGUACACGGCCGUGGCGCUGUCCGUGGCGUCGCUGGUGCCGCUGCUUCAAGGGGAGAGCGCCGAGGGCAGGAGCGGCGGCUUCAUGACAGCCGACGCCGAGCUCUGGAACGGGCGCUUCGCCAUGCUCGGGCUCGUCGCGCUCGCCGUCACCGAGUACCUCACCGGCGCUCCGUUCAUCAAUGCGUAGAUUUGUCGUACAUGUGUACGUGUACGUUGCUUUUGGUAGGUUGUUGUAACUGUACACAGUAGCUUCCGUACGUACAUGUAGAGGAGGUAGUAUACAAAUUUUACUGUGUCCGUGCAAAAUCCGCAUGCGAAAAUUUUUGCGUGAAAUGUACAGGCAGACAUGUAAAGUUGAAAUGAACUCCUUUUAUGAGCAUGUAGCCAUCACAAAGCCCAUUCGGCAAGAACAUGAAGAAUAUAUCUUAUAAGGAGUGUGUUGACAUUUUCGAA